Marchantia polymorpha subsp. ruderalis is the source of this 3910-nucleotide messenger RNA. Lineage: Eukaryota; Viridiplantae; Streptophyta; Marchantiopsida; Marchantiales; Marchantiaceae. The record is from the annotation of a GenBank genome assembly.
CGAUACGUCGUUACGAAAAUCUAGGAGACUGAAGUUUUGGGUCGGACGUAGAAAGUAAGCUGUCACAGAAAUCCGAGAACCGGGAAGAGGACGAUAUGGAAACGUUGCAAUCGGAGGACUCUGUGAUACGAUCAGAGAAGGUACUCGGUUUCCGAUUUGAGAGCCACGCGCCCAACAACGUCCGUCCCUGCUCACCAGGGGAGACCGUGUGACCGGAUCACCGGGAGUGGCAUAAACCCUGGGGCUCAGGAUCGAAGGGUUUUGCUCGAUUGCUCAACACCUCCACAGAACUGAAAUGUACACGAGCGCACACGCUCUGUGUGUUUAGGGUGACGCGAGGUUCAGACAAGCUCGAGAAAUUGUUCGUAAUUUGCAGCGAGUUGGAGUUUUCUCCGGACUAGCAGUGGAUUCAAGGAGCAUGUUGCCGGAAAUUUGAGCUGAGAAAGUAGGCAGAGACGGAAUUCAGGAGGAUGGAUGCAGGGGCUGAAAAACAUGUGGGGCCGCCUCGCACCAUCGAGAUCUAUAAUUUUGCUGCUGCCCGAUCUGCGGAGGUGCAGUCUCUGUUCGAAGCCGUGAAAGAUCGGGUCGAGAUUUCCGGAGGAGAUGCAUCUUCUUUCUCCCAGGCUCGUCACUUACGACGAAGAACAACGAGCCACCUUCGACGUCUGCCUUACUGGUUACAGAAUGAGCGGAAGAAACAUCGUGGACUUGUUCCGCGGGAACGAAAGAGAUCGAAGAACGAUGAUUCCCCUGUUGCAGCAGCAGCAGCAGCAGUUGGUCCUGAUACCGGAGCUUCCGAAAAGCGAAAGGCAGAUAGACCACCUCCCUGUAGACGUGUUCGGAGGCGGAUGGAGUUUCAGCGUAUCAGACAGGGUGAGGAUGUUGUUGGAAACGACGGUACUCGGCGGCUGGGUACCCAUGUUUGGCACGCUAAGCGAUUUUCGAUGACUAAAUGUUGGGGUUACUCUCUUGCUGAAGGUUUACCCGGAAGGGGUAGAGGAUCACGAUCAGUCUUGAAAUGGGUGAAAGAAGCAGCUGUGUUACACGAUGCUUCCUACUAUGGGCUCAUCGAGCUACAAGGCUCUAGUGAUUUAAUUGCUCGUUGCCUUCAAAAUACCGUUGAACCUCCUAUCUGGUCUCCCAGCCCUACGUCAAAUGUGAAGUUGGCGGAAGCAGAAGGAUUAAUUCAAGGAAAGGCCAUGUUGUAUCAUUACGGAAGAGCGCCUUACGAUGCAAUAUCACCUAUCUCUUUCUUGUGGAGGACCCCAACUUCUCGCUUGGACGCAGGAAGAGUGCGGUCAGAUGAGUCUCCGGCUGACGUAAACCCAGUAGAAGAAAGACAGCUGUGGAUAUGGGUUCAUCCUGGUGCACACGAGGCUGCAUUGAAAUGCCUUUCAAGAACUUGUGAAGAACAGGCCAAGAAAAACGAAAUCAGUCCUGUCAAGUGUCGAUCACGUAGGAGUGAGUUUGCACGAUUGGAGAUCAUGGGCAUGAAAGCCACAGAGGUUAUACGUAAGGUGAUACAUCCAACUUGCCGGGAGGUGAGAUUGCCCCAUAGCAAGACGACCAGUCGACCCUCUGGACAUGAAGGUGUUACUUCUGGUGAAUUCGAAACACCUCUGAAUCAAACGUAUUUUUCGAAAGCUGAGUUUCUUCCUUCAUCUGCCGUUCUGGCGUUGAAUGUUUUGGACCCUCGGCGCACACCACUGUCUUCACCUUCAAUUGUCAAAGCUGAGGAAUCGGCCGUAGAUACUGGUAUGCAUUCCAAAAGGAUCGAGGAUAAUCAGUCUUUGAGCCUCGCCACGGGAGAUGGAGUCGGGAAUAGUCAAGAAGGUCGGACUCGAGGUGAAGCUUCGGAGGGGAUUCAAGGUAUGGCGGUGGAAGAUGAAGAAGAUGCCAUAAAAACUUCCUGGUGGCGCUUGUUAGAGGAGGGUUCCUCUAGGGAGGUAACCGACAGCAGGCACCUCUGGAACCUGCCUUUGGGAGGGAAGAGUGCUAGGUUGGCCCCAAUGAGUGAGAAAAAGCUCUGUGAGAAACGCAAGGCAGAAAGGAGGAAGUUUCUGUUGAACGCGGAGGGGAAUAGUUCAAACUUAGAUGCCACUGACAAGACAAGCACGAUAGACGUAUGUCCCGUCCUUCUUUUGAAAAGUUCGACAUCUAUGUUCGGCGCAUGUGGAUGGACCAUAAUUUUGCCCAUAAAAUGGGUCCAUGCCUUCUGGAUCCCACUCGUCUUUGGCGGAGGGCAUGUAAUUGGUCUUCGUGAGAGGCAUUGGGUCGCCACUAAUGCUGGAAUACCUUCCUUUCCUCACGACUUUCCCGACUGUUCGACAUAUGCUCAGUUAUUGACAGCAGAUGUUGCAGCUCUUAGUGAAGCCAAUAAGAAGAGACCUCCUGCCAAAAGGGCUCCAAGUUUUCUAAUGUCUCCUCUUCAAGUAAUGACAAUGAGAUUGUUUGAGGACAGCACUCAGGCUAGCAGUGCACUCGACACCAAUGAAGCCGUAAGAACUUGUACUGACUCAGGGAGAGAUAUGAGCCAUUUUGUACAUGAUGAAAAGUCUCAGCAAAUGUCAGGCCCUCUGGCUUCCGACGAUUGCACACAAAUCGCAGAGGGAGCGCAAGGUGCAUGUAGCGAAGUUGUCGAAGUUGACAGAUCAGCUCCAGAUUCUGGUUCCAUAGUGGUUACGUUGUCAACUGAAAUGCAUCCUCAACUCGAGGGAGAAUUGUCCACUGAGCGUCAGAACGGCGAUGCGAGGGCUUCAUCUGGCCCAUUCGAGUCGCCUGCUGAAGUUCCAAAUACUUAUCAUGCUUCAAACCCUGACGGCGUAGUUGUAUCUACAGCGUUGGUAUCGGACUCGGUUCUUUCGAACCCUCAUGGUGAUACCGUGGAGGGAAGUGCGACUGACGCUGCCGCCAGUAUCGAUGGUAAAAGCGUGGACGUUUCGAAUACUUCAGACACUGAGCGUGGAUGUGGAGAGUGCGAAGUAGUAGCCACAGAAGAUACUAUCAUGAGUGAUGGGAUAUGUGAGACGGAAGGUGAGAAGGUUGGAGCUGCAGAAAGCAAUAGCGACCGUGGAGAAAAGAAUUCCCAUUUUUUCUUCGUGGCCAGGACACAGGAUGCUUUACUAGAAUCGUUGAAGAAAAGCGGAUCCGAACCUCUGCUCUUUCUUCAUCGUGAAAUCACGAGUAGAGGUACAGACGAUCUCCAGCAGGAGAGCCUCUCUGCAUCUGCGUCUUUGAGUGGCGAUAACAAGCUGUGCUACGUCAGGGUUUUGGUAUCCGUUCCUCGGAAAGGCGUUCUCGAAGAAGGGGCUGUGAUAUGCUUACCGUUUGCAGAAGAUUCUGAUGCUUUUGUCAGAUUCAAACAUUGGCAAGGCCCUGAUACAGUACAACCGAAGGAUGCGAAGCGCAAGAAAAAAUGCAAGGGCAAGGGAAAGGGCAAGAUAGAGGAGUCAGUAAAUGCUAGUCAUGGAACAAAGGAAGAACUUAAGGACAGCUACGAGAAAGCCGAAGCGUUCUGUGAGGCUUGGAGCAACAAUCGUAGAUGCAUAGGCUUGAUAACAUCUAGUGCCCCUCGCGGCAGCACGGGCCCGUGCUUGGGAAUCUGUGACGUUGGAGCUUUAUUGAAACUAAGAGCAUUUCAAAAUCUACUAAAAAAACGGUGGGACAGGACGGAGAUUUUUGUCUUAGCGGGUAAUAAGUAUUCUACUAAAUUGCGUCCUGCUCUGAUCUCUCUACAUAUGGAAAAAGCGGAAAACGACCUUGAUUGGAUGUAGACAGUUCAAGCAGUAAUUCUAAUUUGUUGAAAUCCUUCUUAUUGCAUUGAGCGCUUUUUACUGAUGCAGGCUUCUUAUUCAUGAUUUUGUUUCACCCAUAUCUUCAUUCAAUGAGCGGCACUUAAAAUAAUGAACAC